Vespula pensylvanica (western yellowjacket) is the source of this 3650-nucleotide messenger RNA. It is a transcript of the gene pigeon, whose product is annotated as protein pigeon. Gene Ontology annotation, biological process: positive regulation of amyloid-beta formation. The transcript has 11 exons. Bases 863 to 3508 code for a protein of 881 amino acids. Gene Ontology annotation, cellular component: trans-Golgi network. NCBI's taxonomy places the organism in Eukaryota, Metazoa, Arthropoda, Insecta, Hymenoptera, Vespidae. The record is from RefSeq and is a predicted model, not a curated record.
UAUACCUUCUUAUUUUUCAAGUUGCAAUUUCAAAUCAAUUAAGAAAUAUUACUUAUUGCAAAAUGUUUAAUAAAAAUAUUACAAUUCUACUUCACAUCCGAUUAAAUGGCCGUAAAAUAACCUCCCCUGCGUACCGACUGUACAAUCUGCUAAGUAUCCUCCAUUGGUUCGCCUUUUAUAGAUUUACUCAAAGGUACAGCUAGAUAUAGGAUUGACCUGUUACCAUGGAAACGCAUUGACCAAUCAUAUUUUACUAAAAAGAGAUAGCACAUCGUCUUCUUCGUCAUCUCCUUAUCUUGAGUUCUAUAAUUCAACAAUGGGAUCCAGCUAUCUAUUAUGAGACGUGCUUUUUGUGACAUUUUUACAUAAUUCUUUAAUUCGGAAGAACUAUUUUUUUAAUUGCAAUCGUUAGACAUACGAUUUUUAUUAAGAAAUAGUUCCAAGAAAGAUAUGAUAGGAAAUCUUGCUGCCAAACUACGAUUACUUUUGCCAGAUAAAACUGUCACAGCAUUCCAUAAAUACCAACAAAGUCUAAUAUUUUGAUCGGACUAUCGCAUUAAAAAGGAACUUUUCAAUUGGAAACAGGAAAAGGAACGUUGUUGGAUUAUAUGAUUGAAAAGGAAGUAUUAAUAAGUGCAUUAUAAGUGUUCUAUCAAGUUUCAUAAAAAGCAAGUAAAUAAUAGGAAUUACAUGAUUAGCGGAAACUGAACAAUGGAAACUUUUGGGUCAAGAAAAAGAUGGGUCUUUGCUUAUAUGUUGGUUGGAAGAAAAGUUAUUAGAAGACAGCACAGUUUUGCAAUAUACUGUUAUAGGCCAUUACGACCGGAUUAAAAAUAAAUUACAGAUCCUACAUCGUUUUCAAAUGAUAUUGAAUAUUGUUCAAGCUACAAUAAAUCAAAGCCGUUCAUUACUUGGCUAUGUGACCAAGCAAAAUUCUUCUAUUGAAAAAGCUGUUGAAUCUGUUGAAGAAAAUAGCUCUAAAGUAGAAGAAUCAACCGUGAAUGUAGAAACUUAUCAAGCAUAUCUAAUGAAACUUGAUAUAGACAAACUUUAUAAUUUGGAAAUUGAAAGAUCUAAGCAAGUGCGCAUUCAAUUUUUAUAUAGGGAGAAACUCCAAACUACAUCUGAUAAAUUUUUAUUAUUACUUCAUCAAGAAUGUGUCAUGAUAUAUACCAUUAUAUUUGAUGCAUCAGUGGAUGCUUUAUGGGAAAUAAAAGAAUUAAAGCAUGAGGAAUUAGUGAAAGAGUUUGUUUGGGCACAAUGGGAUAUGACAAAUCAAGUAUUAUAUCAUAUUCAUCACAGACGAAUUCCUACGAGUUUAGUGAGCGAAGAUAACGAUGAAAAUAAUAUGAAAUCGACUCGUUCGAAUCCGACACUUAGUGGACUUCAAUUUCAUGACGAUCUUCCACAUGAAACAGUGUUAAAUAUUCCUUUAAAUUUGCCUCAAUUAUCAACUACUUCUAACUGUGGAACUUAUGAAGAUGAUGUUAUACCUUUGAGAGUUCAUGAUUGUUCUUUAGAUCUCAUUGUGGUAUCAGAUUCUAAAGGAAUGGUCUGUGUUUGUCAUCAUUACCUAUAUAGACCAAUGAAGACACAACAUGCAGUUAAUUCUUUAACUGAAUCAAAUACCGUACACUUUGCAUAUUCAGUGACACUUCUUCAUCACAGUUGUGUCAUUCAUUGUGUUAUACCAGGCAUACCAUGGUCACGUGCUAAGCUUAUAAGACCAACCUUUGCAAUAUAUGAAAAUCAUUAUAUGAUUGUAUUCGUGCAAGGUUUACUUAUACAUCUUCUUGAAAUAGGACUCAAUCAUGAUCCCUGCUGCCACAUAUUAUGUGGUUCUUCAACACCUGUUGCAUCACAUGCUUCUUAUUUAGUACCAUUACUUGAUUUACAAAAUACAGAAGAAGGAAAUUAUAAAAAGCAAGAGACAUCUGGUCUUCAUCAUAAUAUUACAGAAACUAAAAUUAGCUACUUAGAUGGAAGUAGUAUCUUUUCAAAUUCUGGCUCAAAAAUUUUAACUAUUGAUUUACCUACACUGGAUCUUGUAGAAUUAUCCAUUACUACUGAUUUCCUUAUGGAUAUUUUUCGAAAAGAAACUUCUGUUGAAGUACGCUUGGGAAUUUUGCAUUACUUCAUUUGUCAUAAAAACGAUAUGGAAAUUAUCGCGGAUUUAGUAUCUAUCGUAGCAGAGAAACCUCGACUUUUGGAGAUCGUACGAUAUAUGCAAGAAAUUCUCAUUGGCGGAUCAUAUGCUUUGGUACAAAAGAAUUUACUUGCAGAUGCUAUGCCCUUGUUAACAUUAUUACCUGUUACUACUAUGGAAGAGUACACGAGUUUUGAAAUAAAAGUUAAUGAUCUAAAUAUAACAUUGAGUCAUGAAAAACUAUGGAAUACAUCUGUUAUGUUACUUUCACCACAACAAAGAUUAGUUCCUUAUCAUAGUGAUUUGUGGACUAGACUUUGGGAACAAUUAAAUAAAAAUAUUAAAGAUAAACCAAGAUUUCAGCCGAGUAAAAUUGCGGAAAAAUUGUUGGUAUCAUUGGCAUGUUAUCAACCAGAGGCAUUAUCAAGAUGUAGUACUCCUAUGUCUCCAAGUGGAGGAUUUGUUAUAGCUACAGUUGCUCUUGGAGAUUUAUUGGGUAAUCGUAGCAACAAGUUAUUGGACUCUAGUUUACCAUUCACAGAAAGUGAAAGUUGCACUGCUUCGAAACAAGAACAUAUCGUCUCAGUAAAUUUACGUGAGCUUUCAAUGUACCUGUUGAAGAAUGGUACACAAUCAUCGACGUGUCAUAUUCAAGGUUCAUGUACAGCUUUACAAGUUCAUGCAAUGGCUACGAGAUAUGUAGCGGCACAAUUAGAAACAUCACGUAUUUUAUGUCACAUGCUUUGUCGGGCGGCUAACGUUGACUUACGAAUUGAACAAGAACGUGGUUUUAUGCUUAUUGAUCAAUUAGAUAAUGGAAAACGAUGGUUGUUGUUCAUGCUUUUGGAACGUUACAGAUAUGCAUUAGAAAAUAUAGCGUUCCCCGCUCCGCAAGGAUUUACGUCGUUUUUCACCUAUCUUGGAUAUAAAACUUUAAAUUAUUCUAUGUUUUUACAAUAUGUUCAGAGAGCAGUAUUUGAGCUACAAGUAGAUGUUACAAAAAUUAUCAUGGCAGAUAUAAGUGAUACAAAAGAAAAUACUAUUAAAAAAUUGGCUCUACUAUCUUUACUACCACGAUCUCGAGCCAAAAGACUUUUAAAUCAAUGGUUACAUCCAGUUAGCUUAAUGCUAAGAGCUCGGGAACACGCGGCUAAUAUUUUAUCAGGCGAAGUAGCUCAAAAUCGUGGCAGAUCUUUUCAACAUCGUAAUCAUCAUAAUGGUUUAGCAGCAUUUCCUUCUGCGGAUCGUUUGUCGCCUUUAGAUACAUUUCUUGAUUUACUCACUGCAAAAGCUAGUCUUGCUGAAUUAGAUUUCGGUUUGCUUAUGGAAGCAACUGUAACAUCCACAGAAGAUUUUUUAUAAGUAAAACAAGUUAACAAAAAAUAUGAUUGCUUGUUUUCAAUACAAAAUAUCAUAUGAAGAUAUAACUACUUGCAUAAUUCUAUACACUUUGCUAUUAUGAGUGUUUUCUAUAAAAUAAUGAAUGUAACAAAUUUUAGAUUAA